GAAUUCCCGCAGCCCUUUUGCCUCGUUACCCACAAUGCCUCGCUUCGGUUUCCGCCUCGGUGCCCAGAAUGCCCCGCGCGCAGCGGAAGUGACGCAAGCGGAAGCGGGAAUGGAACCUCCGACGGCGGAGGAGCUGCGGGAGCGGCUCCAGGAGCGGCUCCAGGCCGAGCACGUGGAGGUGCAGGAGAACCCCCAGCUGUGCCGGGGCAGUUUCCGCCUCGUCGUCGUUUCCGGAACUUUCCGCGGCCUCAAAACCCUGCAGAGGCACCGGUGGGGGCGG
Parus major (Great Tit) is the source of this 280-nucleotide messenger RNA. RefSeq names its product bolA-like protein 2. Lineage: Eukaryota; Metazoa; Chordata; Aves; Passeriformes; Paridae. The transcript has 2 exons. Gene Ontology annotation, cellular component: nucleus; cytosol. Gene Ontology annotation, biological process: intracellular iron ion homeostasis. The annotation marks the transcript as partial. The record is from RefSeq and is a predicted model, not a curated record. Gene Ontology annotation, molecular function: 2 iron, 2 sulfur cluster binding.